Messenger RNA from Acanthosepion pharaonis, 4605 nucleotides. NCBI's taxonomy places the organism in Eukaryota, Metazoa, Mollusca, Cephalopoda, Sepiida, Sepiidae. The record is from the annotation of a GenBank genome assembly.
AUGACUUGCAGACAUGUCUCUCUCAUUGCAAAUAAAGACCCUCAGGCUUCCUAUAUUCUAAUUUAUAGUCUCUCUCUGAUGCAAUCUCUCUCUGCAAAUGCAAGUAAAGACCCUCAGGGCUCCUCAUUCUCUCUGAUUUAUGGUCUCUCUCUCAGUCUUCCUAAAUUUAUAUCUCUCUCUGAUGCAUGCAGGCUAAAGACAAUUUAUAGUCUCUCUCUGAUGCAAAAUUUCCUAUAUUCUUCCUAUAUUCUAAUUUAUAGUCUCUCUGAUGCAAUCUCUCUCUCUGAUGCAAGUAAAGACACUCAGGCUUCCUAUAUUCUAAUUUAUAGUCUCUCUGAUGCAAGUAAAGACACUCAGGCUUCUCUAAUUUAUAGUCUCUCUCUGAUGCCCUCAAAUUCUAAAGACCCUCAGGCUUCCUAUAUUCUAAUUUAUAGUCUCUCUCUGAUGAUUCUCUCUCUGAUGCAAAUAAAGACACUCAGGGCUUCCUAUAUUCUAAUUUAUAGUCUCUCUCUGCAAGUGACAAGUAAAGACACUCAGGCUUCGUAUAUUCUAAUUUAUAGUCUCUCUCUGAUGCAAUCUCUCUCUGAUGCAAGUAAAGACCCUCAGGCUUCCUAUAUUCUAAUUUAUAUGUCACUCUCCUAUAUUCUCUCUCUCUCUGAUGCAAUCUCUCUCUCUGAUGCAAGUAAAAGACACUCACCUAUAUUCCCAAUUUAUAGUCUCUCUCUGAUGCAAUCUCUCUCUGAUGCAAGUAAAGACACUCAGGCUUCCUAUAUUCUAAUUUAUAGUCUCUCUCAAGUCUCUGAUGCAAGUAAAGACACUCAGGCUUCCUAUAUUCUAAUUUAUAGUCUCUCUCUGAUGCAAUCUCUCUCUGAUGCAAGUAAAGACACUCAGGCUUCCUAUAUUCUAAUUUAUAGUCUCUCUCUGAUGCAAUCUCUCUCUGAUGCAAGUAAAGAACCUCAGGCUUCCUAUAUUCUAAUUUAUAGUCUCUCUCUGAUGCAAGUAAAGACCCUCAGGCUUCCCUAUAUUCUAAUUUAUAGUCUCUCUGAUGCAAUCUCUCUCUCUGAUGCAAGUAAAGACACUCAGGCUUCCUAUAUUCUAAUUUAUAGUCUCUCUCUGAUGCAAUCUCUCUCUGAUGCAAGUAAAGACACUCAGGCUUCCUAUAUUCUAAUUUAUAGUCUCUCUCUGAUGCAAGUAAAGACACUCAGGCUUCCCUAUAUUCUAAUUUAUAGUCUCUCUCUCUCUGAUGCAAUCUCUCUCUCUGAUGCAAGUAAAGACACUCAGGCUUCCCAUAUUCUAAUUUAUAGUCUCUCUCUCUCUGAUGCAAUCUCUCUCUCUGAUGCAAGUAAAGACACUCAGGCUUCCUAUAUUCUAAUUUAUAGUCUCUCUCUGAUGCAAUCUCUCUCUGAUGCAAUCUCUCUCUCUGAUGCAAGUAAAGACACUCAGGCUUCCUAUAUUCUAAUUUAUAGUCUCUCUCUGAUGCAAUCUCUCUCUGAUGCAAUCUCUCUCUCUGAUGCAAGUAAAGACCCUCAGGCUUCCUAUAUUCUAAUUUAUAGUCUCUCUCUGAUGCAAUCUCUCUCUGAUGCAAAUAAAGACACUCAGGCUUCCUACAUUCUAAUUUAUAGUCUCUCUCUGAUGCAAUCUCUCUCUGAAAGUAAAAGACACUCAGGCUUCCUGUAUUCUAAUUUCUAUCUCUCUCUGAUGCAAACACUCAGGCUUCUCUCUCUCUCUGAUGCAAUCUCUCUCUCUGAUGCAAGUAAAGACCCUCAGGCUUCCUAUAUUCUAAUUUAUAGUCUCUCUCUCUCUGAUGCAAUCUCUCUCUCUGAUGCAAGUAAAGACACUCAGGCUUCCUAUAUUCUAAUUUAUAGUCUCUCUCUGAUGCAAGUAAAGACACUCAGGCUUCCCUAUAUUCUAAUUUAUAGUCUCUCUCUGAUGUGCAGUAGUAAAGACACUCAGGCUUCCUAUAUUCUAAUUUAUAGUCUCUCUCUGAUGCAAUCUCUCUCUGAUGCAAUCUCUCUCUCUGAUGCAAGUAAAGACACUCAGGCUUCCUAUAUUCUAAUUUAUAGUCUCUCUCUGAUGCAAUCUCUCUCUGAUGCAAUAAACACUCAGGCUCUAAUUUAUAGUCUCUCUGAUGCAAUCUCUCUCUCUGAUGCAAUCUCUCUCUCUGAUGCAAGUAAAGACACUCAGGCUUCCUAUAUUCCUCCUCUGAGGCUUCCUUCCUAUAUUCUAAUUUAUAGUCUCUCUCUGAUGCAAUCUCUCUCUCUGAUGCAGAAAGACACUCAGGCUUCCUAUAUUCUAAUUUAUAGUCUCUCUCUGAUGCAAUCUCUCUCUGAUGCAAGUAUAGACACUCAGGCUUCCUAUAUUCUAAUUUAUAAUCUCUCUCUGAUGCAAACAUUCAGGCUCUCUGAUGCAAGUAAAGACACUCCUUCCUAUAUUCUAAUUUAUAGUCUCUCUCUCUCUGAUGCAAGUAAAGACACUCAGGCUUCCUAUAUUCUAAUUUAUAGUCUCUCUCUGAUGCAAUCUCUCUCUGAUGCAAGUAAAGACACUCAGGCUUCCUAUAUUCUAAUUUAUAGUCUCUCUCUGAUGCAAGUAAAGACACUCCAGGCUUCCUAUAUUCUAAUUUAUAGUCUCUCUCUGAUGCAAGUAAAGACACUCAGGCUUCCUAUAUUUCUAAUUUAUAGUCUCUCUCUGCAAGUAAAGACACUCAGGCUUCCUAAUUAUAGUCUCUCUAUUCUAAUUUCUAUUAUAGUCUCUCUGAUGCAAUCUCUCUCUGAUGCAAGUAAGACACUCAGGCUUCCCUAUAUUCUAAUUUAUAGUCUCUCUGAUGCAAGUAAAGACCCUCAGGCUUCCUAUAUUCUAAUUUAUAGUCUCUCUCUGAUGCAAGUAAAAGACACUCCAGGCUUCCUAUAUUCUGAAUUUAUAGUCUCUCUCUCUGAUGCAAUCUCUCUCUCAGUGCAAGUAAAGACCCUCGGGCUUCCCUAUAUUCUAAUUUAUGGUCUCUCUGAUGCAAUCUCUCUCUUUCUGAUGCAAUCUCUCUCUCUGAUGCAAGUACUCCAGGAGAACACCUCUAGGCUUCCUAUAUUCCAGGCACCUAAUUCUAUAUUUUAUAAUCUCUCUCUCUCUCUGAUACAGAGUAAACACUCCAGGCUUCUAUGUUCUACUCAGGCUUCACUUAGACUUCCUAUAUUUCAAUUUAGUCUCUCUCGAUGCAACAGUCUCUCUCUGUUCGCAAGUAAGACACUCAAGGCUUCCUCUAUUCUAAUUUAUAGUCUCUCUCUGAUGCAGUCUCUCUCUGGUGAUGAUAAGAGACACUCCAGGCUUCCCUUCUCUCUCUCUGAUGCAAAUAAAGACACUCCAGGCUUCCUAUAUUCCCUAAUUUAUAGUCUCUCUCUCACAGUGCAUCUCUCUGAUGCAAUCUCUCUCUACAUGCAAGUAAAGACCACUCAGGCCUCUAUUCUAAUUUAUGAGUCUCUCUCUCUGAUGCAAUCUCUCUCUGUGCAAGUAAAGACACUCAGGCUUCCUAUAUUCAGACACUCAGGCUUCCCUGUAUUCUAUUUAGUCUCUCUCCCAGUGCAUCUCUCUCCAGUGCAAGUAAAGACACUCCAGGCUUCCUAUAUUCCUAAUUUUAUAGUCUCUCUCUCUCUGAUGCAAUCUCUCUCUGAUGCAAGUGAUAAAGAGACCCUCAGAGCUUCCUAUAUUCUAAUUUAUAGUCUCUCUCUCUCCCAGUGCAAGGGAGACACUCAGGCUUCCUAUAUUCUAAUUUAUAGUCUCUCUCUCUCAGAAUCUCUCUCUCUGAUGCCAAGUAAAGACACUCCAGGCUUCCUAUUCCUAAUUUAUAGUCUCUCUGAUGCAAGUAAAGACACUCCCAUGCCCCACCUUAUUUCUAAUUUAUGGUCUCUCUCUGAUGCAAUCUCUCUCUCUGAUGCAGAUCUCUCUCUAUUGAUGCAAGUAGAACCUCAGGCUUCCCUAUAUUCCCUAAUUUAUGAGUCUCUCUCUCUGAUGCAAUCUCUCUCUCUGAUGCAAGUAAAGACACUCAGGCUUCCCUGUAUUCUAAUUUAUAGUCUCACUCAUUACCCAAUCUCUCUCCUCUCUGUGCAAGUAAAGACACAGGCUUCCCAUAUUUCCCAAUUUAUAGUCUCUCUCUCUGAUGCAAUCUCUCUCUCUGUGCAGAGUAAAGACUCUCAGGCUUCCUAUAUUCCUAGUUAUAGUCUCUCUGGUGCAAUACUAAAGACACUCCUAGUUAUAGGUUCCUCUCUGAUGCCAUUUCUAUGUUCGAUUGAUAGUCUCUCUCUGAUGCAAGUAAAAGACACUCCAGGCUUCCUAUAUUCAAUUUAUAGUCUCUCUCUGAUGCAAUCUCUCUCUCUGAUGCAAGUAAAAGACACUCAGGCUUCCUAUAUUCUAAUUUAUAAUCUCUCUCUCUCUCUGAUGCAAUCUCUCUCUCUGAUUACAGUAAAAGACCCUCAGGCUUCCUAUAUUCCCCUAAAGACACUCGGGCUUCCCUAUGUUCUAAGUUAUAGUCUCUCUCUCUCCAGUGCAAUCUCUCUCUCUGAUGCAAGUAAAAAGACACUCAGGCUUCCUCUAUUCCUAAUUUAUAGUCUCUCUCUCUGA